Molecule: messenger RNA, 1897 nt
Organism: Pteropus alecto (black flying fox)
Lineage: Eukaryota; Metazoa; Chordata; Mammalia; Chiroptera; Pteropodidae
Gene: FIBIN
Product: fin bud initiation factor homolog (zebrafish)
Exons: 1
Coding region: 251-886 (211 amino acids)
Source: RefSeq, a predicted model, not a curated record
CGACUGAGUUCCAGCCACGAGCGCGGAGCGCGCAGCGGGGGUACAUCCUUCGCUGUUGCAGUCAGUGCUACCCAGGCGCUGUUGCCACAGCCACAUGAAGCCUGCUGGGGAGGGAGGGCCAGCAUUCAGCAAGCCGGCUGUAACUGAGGCUGACACGGUCUCAGAGAGGCACUGACUCUCAAGGGGACCUUCUUUCUCGUACCUGGGUGACAAGUCUUCUCCUGGGUCCCAGUCAUCCUGAAUAUCCAGGAUGGUGUUCCUGAAAUUCUUCUGGAUGGGUUUCUUCUGCCACCUGUGUCAGGGCUACUUUGAUGGCCCUCUCUACCCGGAGAUGUCCAAUGGGACUCUGCACCACUACUUCGUGCCCGACGGGGACUAUGAGGAGAACGAUGACCCCGAGAAGUGCCAGCUGCUCUUCAGGGUGAGUGACCACCGGCGCUGCUCCCAGGGGGAGGGGAGCCAGGCCAGCCGUCUGCUGAGCCUCACCCUGCGGGAGGAGUUCACUGUGCUGGGCCGCCAGGUGGAGGACGCUGGCCGUGUCCUGGAGGGCAUCAGUAAGAGUAUCUCCUAUGACCUGGACGGGGAAGAGAGCUACGGCAAGUACCUGCGCCGGGAGUCCCACCAGAUAGGGGACGCUUACUCCAACUCGGACAAGUCCCUCACUGAGUUGGAAAGCAAGUUCAAGCAGGGCCAGGAACAGGACAGCCGGCAGGAGAACAGGCUCAACGAGGACUUCUUGGGGAUGCUGGUCCACACCAAGUCCUUGCUGAAAGAAACGCUGGACAUCUCUAUGGGGCUCAGGGACAGAUAUGAGCUGCUGGCCCUCACCAUCAGGAGCCAUGGGACUCGGUUAGGUCGGCUGAAAAACGAUUAUCUUAAGGUGUAGUUGGAGAGGCGCGCUGCCAGGAGGGGGCUUCAAAUCAGCCUCUUCAUGGAGGGUGGGGGACUGAAGACGGGCCUAAUAUUUCCCUUAUACUUAUUAUUUUUUAUAUUCAGAUUUGCACUUGGAGAAUGAUCUGAAGUCAUCGUUAAAAGGAAAGAAGUGAGAGUGGAGUGGUUUUGGUUUUGUACAUUAUUUAUAUGACUGCUAUUGAUUUGUCACCUGGAAAGAACAAUUUAAAGCCAUGCCUUCUGCCUUUCCUAGAGGCUUCAUAACUCUGCAGAGACACCUGUUUCAGCCGCCAUCUAAAAGAACACAAUUUACACAGUGUUAAACUUGCCCAGCCUGGAGAGUGUGGAAGUACUGGGAUAGCAGAGUGUGUAGCUCCUUUCCACCUUCAGGCUUCUCUCCUGGGCUCUGAAAGCUGUCAAAGUUGCCUGUUUUCAGAUGAAGGCCAAGGGUGUGCUCUGCAUGAAUGCAGGCAGAUGGAAGUUGCCUGUUUCUUCACCUUUUCUUUCUUAUUUAUUACCAGGGUCUCCAAGGUGUUGUUGGUUUUUUUUAACAGGUUCUUUUUUGUUUUGUUUUGUUGUCGUUGUUGUUGUUUUUGUUUUCGUUUUUGUUUUUGGGGGUUUUUUUGGUAAAAGUAUUGGCUAGAAACUAUACGCAAAUCAUCCUUUGCAGGGAGAUGUCUGAAGUGCCUCUGUGGGUGUGUACGUUAAAGUGACCACAUUUAAGAAGUCUCAGCUUUGUAGUGGUUGUGCACUCAUGUCGAUGUGCUGAUGCUAUGUCUCUCAUUGUAUGUCUGAGUCAUCAGUGCUACAGUCCAUUACAAAGAAGUAGAUUGAUUGAACGCACCCCUAAAUGCCUAUGAUUUAGAUUACCAAUGUAUUAUUUCUCAUUUAGGGGUUUUGCUUCUGUUUGCUUAUUGGAAACUUGUACUUCAAGUAGGGGGAAUUCUAAUUCUAAUAACUCCUUAACUAAGUUUUAUUAUUCAGCCAAUAAAUAUGUUCUCGUAUA